AGAAUGCAGGAAUACGAGAACAGACAAGAGUUCCUUCAGGCAGUCCUGCUGUGGUCACUAUUGACAAAUAGAACGGACAUCGCUUCCCUGGUCUGGCGGAGGGUGGCUAAUCAGCUCUAUACUGGACUCGUCAGUGCAUUGAUUCUCCAGGAGAUGGCCUCCAUAGCCUCACUGAAGGACGAGGAGUUAGCGAUGAAGCUGACUGAACAUUCAAAAUUGUUCACAGACCGAGUAUUAAGUAUGAUGGACAAUCUUUAUCGGACGGACAGGGAAGUAGCAUUUGAAAUUUUGGACGACUUAGAAACAGUCUGGACUAUCGAAGCCCGACCUAUAUCGUUUGCAUAUGAAUCGAAGAUGUACGAUAUUAUUGCCCAUCCGUGCUCUGUUGGUCUGAUGAACAAGAUAUGGUAUAAUGGUCUCAUUCCCAGCGGAUUGUCCAUGAGAUUUUGGAAGGAUUUUUUGGAACAACCACUUGUCGCCGGGAGUGCUCCCUGCUUCCACUUCGUUUUGCAUUACGUUUUCUUUGCAGUGAUCAUCCUCCUGUAUAGCUACAUGUUGCUGACCAAUUUAAAGAACUAUCAGGACAUGACUGCCUUCUUUCAAAUGUCUGAGAUCGCCCUUUACGUCUGGACAGGGUUGGAUUUCCUGAAUGACAUCGUCAGCGUUAUGGGAGUGUUGUGGAAAAGAACGGAAACUAGGAGAAAAUGUAGAUACAGAUUUCUCUCUCGAUUGAACGAUAUGUGGAAGGUCUUGGGUCUGUUUUGUGCUAUUCUUGUCGUUUUAACGAUCACAUCGAGACAUAGCGUAGCCAUUAAUGAGGAAAUGCCAAGAUUUGCCCCUCGCUCAGCAGCCCUUCUGCUGCUCUUCUCCUACCUUCGUUACAUGCGUCUGCUUGUUAUUCACCAUUACACAGGAAUUACACUCAUUUUUCUGAAACACAUGCUCUUGACUUUGUUGAGGUUCCUAAUUACGAUUGCAUUCUUUGUGCUGGGCACAGGAAUCUUUUUUGAGGCUAUUUUGGUUCGGGACAACCCCGAUCUUUUCCCUGGGGAAUGGCAUGAAUGGCGCAUCUGGAGAAUCUUCUAUUUUCCUUACUAUCAGUACUUUGGAGAAACCUUCGAAGAAACAAUUGGCAUACAAGUCAACAACGACAAGGUGGAUUGGAGUGUGAAAGGUAUAGCAGCAAUACAUAUAAUGGUGGGCAAUCUCCUUAUCCUUAACCUAAUCAUCGCCCUGUUCACGACGACGUAUGAGAAGAUUUUGAAGAAGUCUCGACUUGUUUGGCAGUAUGAACGGUAUCACGUGAUUGAGGACUUUAGAGACAGGACAUUUUGUUACCUUGACUUCAUCACCAUUCCAGUGCACUGGGUUGUAUACCGAUGCAAAUUGAGACGCAAUCAGCUUGACGACGAAGUUGAAUCGAAACGAAAUCGUGAGCGGCAGAUUCUACAAUACAUCAUGGCUGGGAGGUCUCUAGAGAAUUCUCAUACAGAGGUGAACACGUAAAGGAAUUCAUCAAAAACCUUCAUGCAAAAUUUUCCUUCAAGAGGUAGUGCUAAGAUCUUUGAAAUUUUUUUUUCGGCAGAUCAUUAAUUUAAUUUUUCUUUUUAACAUUUAUCUUUCAAACAUUCAUUGUCACAA
Messenger RNA from Saccostrea cuccullata (small rock oyster), 1641 nucleotides. Its product is annotated as transient receptor potential cation channel subfamily M member-like 2. The coding region runs from base 4 to 1506 and encodes 500 amino acids. Gene Ontology annotation, biological process: metal ion transport; monoatomic cation transmembrane transport. The transcript is spliced from 10 exons. Gene Ontology annotation, molecular function: monoatomic cation channel activity. Gene Ontology annotation, cellular component: plasma membrane. The record is from RefSeq and is a predicted model, not a curated record. Lineage: Eukaryota; Metazoa; Mollusca; Bivalvia; Ostreida; Ostreidae.